This is a messenger RNA of Symphalangus syndactylus (siamang), 2559 nucleotides long. Its product is annotated as ankyrin repeat and SAM domain-containing protein 6-like. The record is from RefSeq and is a predicted model, not a curated record. NCBI's taxonomy places the organism in Eukaryota, Metazoa, Chordata, Mammalia, Primates, Hylobatidae. Gene Ontology annotation, molecular function: protein binding. Gene Ontology annotation, cellular component: cytoplasm.
GAGCGCGGCAUGGAGCCGGCGGGGGCCGAGGCGGCCGGGCCCGGGGCCGCAACGGCGGCGGCAGUCGGGGCUCCGGUGCCCGUGGACUGCUCGGACCAGGCGGGCAAUACCGCACUGCAGUUUGCCGCGGCCGGGGGCCACGAACCGCUGGUGCGCUUCCUGCUGCGCCGCGGUGCCUCGAUCAGCAGCCGCAACCACUAGGGCUGGAGCGCGCUCAUGCGGGCGGCCAGAUGAGGAGAAAAGGCGACCUGGUUAUUUUCCAUGCAUUGAAAAUGGGAAACUUCCAGCUGGUCAAAGAGAUUGCUGAUGAAGACCCCAGCCACGUGAACUUGGUCAAUGGGUACUGGGCGACGCCGGAGCAGCUGGCUCUGGUGCAGCUGCUGGGGGAGAGGCACGCGGAUAUUGACAAGCAGGACAGCGUGCAUGGCUGGAUGGUCCUCAUGCAGGCAACCUACCAUGGGAAUAAGGAAAUUGUCAAAUAUCUGCUAAACCAAGGGGCCGAUGUCACUCUUCGUGCAAAAAAUGGAUACACGGCCUUUGACCUGGUGAUGCUGCUGAAUGAUCCCGACACGGAACUUGUUCGACUGCUGGCAUCUGCCUGCAUGCAGGUGAAUAAAGACAAAGGCCGGCCGAGCCACCAGCCGCCCCUGCCCCACUCGAAGGUCCGACAGCCCUGGAGCAUCCCAGUGCUGCCCAAUGAUAAGGGCGGGCUGAAGUCCUGGUGGAACCGAAUGUCCAAUCUGUUCCGAAAGCUCAAACUGAUGCAGACGCUGCCCCGUGGGCUGUCCAGCAACCAGCCUUUGCCCUUCUCUGACGAGCCUGAGCCAGCUCUGGACUCCACAAUGAGGGCUGCCCCCCAGCAGGACAAGACAAGCCGCUCUGCACUCCCUGAUGCAGCCCCUGUGACCAAAGACAAUGGUCCUGGGAGCACAAGCGGAGAAAAGGAAGACAGGUUAUUGACAACCAUGCUUCGAAACGGAGCCCCCCUCACCAGACUCCCCAGUGACAAGCUGAAAGCAGUCAUCCCCGCGUUCCUACCCCCUUCCAGUUUUGAGCUGUGGCGCUCUGAUCGGUCCCGGACGCGUCACAACGGGAAGGCAGACCCCAUGAAGACUGUGCUGCCCCAGAGAGCCAGCAGGGGCCACCCUGUGGGCGGCGGGGGCACAGACACUACACCCAUCAGGCCUGUUAAAUUUCCAAGCCUCUCCAGAAGCCCAGCCUCUGUUGCCAAUUCUGGAAACUUCAACCACUCGUCGUCUCAUUCAUCGGGCGGCUCCAGUGGGGUAGGAGGUGUGAGCCGGCACGGUGGGGAGCUGCUUAACCGUUCAGGUGGCAGCAUAGACAACGUCUUGUCCCAAAUCGCUGCCCAGAGGAAAAAAGCAGCCGGAUUAUCAGAGCAGAAACCCAGCCAUCGGUCAAGCCCUGUGGGGCCAGCACCAGGGUCCAGCCCGUCUGAGCUUCCAGUCUCCGCUGCAGGUGGCAGCGUUCCCGUUGGCACGAAAUUGGAGACCAGCAAAAGGCCUCCGUCUGGAACUUCCACUACCUCCAAGAGCACCUCUCCAACCUUCACGCCCUCCCCCUCACCCAAAGGGCACACUGCAGAGUCCUCAGUGUCUUCCUCGUCAUCGCAUCAGCAGUCCAAGAGCAGUGGGGGCUCCAGCAGUGGCACCAUCAUAGAUGAGGAUGAACUGACUGGAAUCCUUAAGAAAUUAUCACAUGAGAAAUAUCAGCCCAUUUUUGAGGAACAAGAGGUGGACAUGGAAGCGUUCCUUACGCUGACUGACGGUGACUUGAAGGAGCUGGGAAUUAAGACAGAUGGGUCCAGGCAGCAGAUUCUGGCAGCGAUUUCUGAACUCAACGCAGGCAAGGGACGCGAGAGACAAAUUUUACAGGAAACCAUUCACAACUUUCAUUCUUCCUUUGAGAGCAGUGCCAGCAACACCAGGGCCCCUGGCAGCAGCCCCUCCUUGGCUGGGUGGGUGAGGCCAGAAGAAACUGCCUCCGGCAAGAGGUAGCAGCUGCUGAGGUGGCUCUGCUGGCAUCGGAGCCCACAGAAGUGAGGAGUGGCCGAUGGACCUGCCCUCCAAAUGUGCCUGACUCUGAGUCUUGCUAUCAUUGGGUUUCCCAGCAUGACAGACAGAAAGAAAGAUAGUUUGGCCAAGUCGUAGAAGCUGGUCCAGUGGGUAAAAAGGGGGCAGGGAACCUGUCUCUUUUGCUCUUGCCUCGGAGCUGCCUGAAGACAUGGGCCAGGCUGGAGGCUGGACAACUUUGGACAGAUACGCUGACCUGUGCUUCCAAGUAAAUGCCUGCUGAAGAGCCCAGGACCCUUUCUGGGAGAAUUCUGCAGCCAGAAUGAAAGUGCCAUCAGCAGGAGGCUGUGAAGCACCAUCCUGUCGCUGUCCUUGUCCAUUCCUAGCAAGUUAAUCGUGUCUUGUUAACUAGCAGUUCCUGUUCAACGUGUAAAGAGACCUGAUGUUUUCCCUAAUAAAGCUGAUACCAAGUUUUGCAGGAAAAAAGAAAAAAGCAAAAGCAUAUACUUAUCAUAUAACCCAGCAAUUC